CCCGCCCUAUUGCGUAUUCCUUUCAGGCAUCCACAUCUGAACAUCGCGCCUAAACAAUGACUUUUGCACUCAAACCCAUCCUUUCCUUCUCUUCCUCCUUUCUCUUUUGACACUGUAUUGACAACUUACAGUGUCGUGCAACUACACUUUUCUGGCCACGCCGAUUUAUCGCUGUAACUUUGACAGUCGUUUCCCUUUUGGUCUCGCCGCUUUUCCGUGAAAUACGUACUACGGCUUUUCCGCAGCAACUAUCAAUUCUGGCCGCAAAGCAAUGUCAAUCCGGCGUGGCAUUUCCAGCGCAACACAAUGGCUCGCCCAAGAAUUCGGACUCGCAACGAUGCGGAAGACGGGAAAAGACGUCUACAUCAUCAUUCUGGCGCGGUACCUGCGGCUCUUUGCCUACGGCGCCAUCGCGCUUAUUCUCGCGCUUUUUUUCCAAGAGCAAGGGUUUUCAGACGAGCAGAUUGGGCUUUUUAUGACGUUGACGCUGCUGGGCGAUGUGGUGAUUAGUUUGCUGCUUACGCUUGUUGCGGAUUCGCUGGGACGGCGGAGGACGCUUCUGCUGGGUGCGGUGUCGAUGGCGGUAUCAGGUGCUGUGUUUGCGAGUACGAGUCAUUAUUUUGCGUUGCUUCUUGCGGCGAUUGUGGGUGUGAUUAGCCCAACGGGAAACGAGAUUGGGCCGUUUCGAGCGGUAGAGGAGUCGACGCUUGCGCAUUUGGCAGAUGAGAGGGAGAGGGCGGAUGUGUAUACUUGGUAUGUUGUUCUUGCUGUGCUGGGGACGUCGACGGGGUUAGCGGUGGGGGGUGUUGCGGUUGAAAGGUUACAGGCUUUGGAAGGUUGGACGGCUUUGGAUGCGUAUCGUGCCAUGUUCUGGAUUUAUACGGGUGUUGGGUGCGUCAAAGCACUCAUGGCGCUGUGUAUGAGCCAGCGGUGUGAGCAGAAUAAUGCAGUCGACAAGCAGAGCGUCAACUCUGGAUCUGCAGAGACAGAGCCACUGCUGGCUGAAAGUCAAGAUACUGGAAGUGUGAAUGUGCCGGUAGAAGAGGAACGUUCUGUGGAACCUAAGAAGAAGAGAAGGUUUUGGUACUCCAUCAGCACAAUAUCAAAACCUAGUCGUGUGGUACUAGUCAAGCUUUGUAGCUUGUUCUUCCUUGAUUCUCUGGGCUCGGGCAUGGCUCCGUUCAGUUUGGUCAACUACUACAUGGACCAGAAGUUCAACUUGCCAAAAGGGAAACUUGGGGGCGUCAUGUCAGCAACUUGGUUCGUCUCAACUAUUGGCAAUGUCUUCGCCUCUAGUCUAGCCAAGCGCCUCGGCUUGAUUCAAGCCAUGGUAGCCACUCACCUCCCGUCAUCUAUCUUCCUAGCUCUUCUCCCGGUCCCAGCUGGUCUCGCUCCAACUAUCUUCUUACUUGUUUCUCGCUCUGUACUCAACUCGAUGGAUCAAGCACCAAGGUCAGCCUUUCUCUCCAUUGUCGUGCUACCAGGAGAGCGCACAGCCGUCAUGGGCGUAGUCAACAUUCUAAAGAUACUGAGUCAGAGCGCUGGUCCGACCUUUACGGGCCUUCUUGCUGGCAAUGGUCAUUUUUGGGUGGCUUUUGUGACGGCGGGUUGCUUGAAGGCAGUAUAUGAUCUACUGUUGCUGGCGUUUUUUGGAGGCAGAAUAGAGCCACGGAGACAUGAGAGCGAGCAGACUGAGAACAGGGUAGACACAGAUGGAGACAUGGAGGUCAGUCUGUCUGGGGAACGGACCGAUGUCCAAAGGCCUGCUUGAUUGUUUAUGGCACAACCUUUUAGAUGUGGAGAGCAGGCGUCUGCUGACCGGCAGCCACAGUGCCGAUGGUGAAAAUGGACCAUUGAUAGUGAAGUGUUUACGAAAGCGCUCUUAGCUAGCGAAAAGACAAUUGAAAACAAGUCAGCCAA
Messenger RNA from Bipolaris sorokiniana ND90Pr, 1920 nucleotides. RefSeq lists its product as uncharacterized. NCBI's taxonomy places the organism in Eukaryota, Fungi, Ascomycota, Dothideomycetes, Pleosporales, Pleosporaceae. Gene Ontology annotation, cellular component: fungal-type vacuole membrane. The transcript is spliced from 2 exons. Gene Ontology annotation, biological process: transmembrane transport. The coding region runs from base 272 to 1771 and encodes 499 amino acids. Gene Ontology annotation, molecular function: transmembrane transporter activity. The record is from RefSeq and is a predicted model, not a curated record.